Molecule: messenger RNA, 2005 nt
Organism: Aspergillus ibericus CBS 121593
Lineage: Eukaryota; Fungi; Ascomycota; Eurotiomycetes; Eurotiales; Aspergillaceae
Product: mitochondrial 37S ribosomal protein uS4m
Exons: 3
Coding region: 305-1747 (480 amino acids)
Biological process (GO): positive regulation of translational fidelity
Cellular component (GO): mitochondrial small ribosomal subunit
Molecular function (GO): rRNA binding; structural constituent of ribosome
Source: RefSeq, a predicted model, not a curated record
UGAAGAAAAGAAAGAAGAAAAAAGUUGAAAAGGGCGGCGGGGGAGCGAGGAAUAUAUAGGUUUGUGUGGAGGCGGUGAGAGAUGGCUAGUGGCAAGCGAGGAUUGGUGGACCAAUGAGAGUGAUGGGCGGGCGAAGGUGCUGUGUGCCUGAGUUUCAUGGCAGGGAAAUAGGUGUGCCACGUGAUGGGUAUCACGUGCCUCCGCGAAGUUUUGGGCGGCCGGAGAUGGAUGGGAACCAGGCCGAAGCAGCGAGACUGACCAGAAGACAUCUGCUAGCAGGCCACUCCUGCCCCAUUUCGCCAUCAUGAGGAACAGGGCUACGCAGUAUUUGAGCAAGCCGAAAGUCCGACAAUCAUGGAGCAAGUGGAACUUGUAUAACCUGUCGCGGGCCAGGAUCAAGAGCCCCAUGCAUCGGACCCAUUUCCAGCAGAAAUGGGAUGCCAAGUCUGCAACUCGUGCCUACCAUGGCGAGCAAGUCUCCGAGAAGCAGUGGGCGCGCAUGUUUUCUCCCCGCCUUCGCAGCGUGGUGCCUAUGAAUCCCGUCAUCAUGGCAAGAGACGAUGGUUCUAAGUGGUCUGCCGGGCGUGGUCAGGGUCGGGAAACCAUCAUGGACCUAAGACAACACGCGAAGCCUGUACCCUUCGGACAAGCGACAUAUGCCCCCCUAGAACGCCGGCUGGAUGUGGCCGUCUUCCGAGCCAUGUUUGCCAGCAGUGCCAGACAGGCCCGCCAGUUUGUGAUUCAUGGGGCGGUGACAGUCAAUGGAAAGAAGAUGAGAUACCCCGGUUAUCUGCUUAACCCCGGCGACCUCUUCCAAGUCGAACCCGAGCGUGUCAUGUUUGCUACCGGCGCCCCGAAGGACAAGCACGACCGUCGUGAGAUACGCCAUGCUCAGAAGAAGGAAGCCGCAGAGAAGGAAGCUGCAGAGAAGGCAGCCGCCGAGGAGGAGGCCGCAACCGAGGAGUCUAAGGAAGAGGAAGAGACCAAGGAGAAACAGCAGGAGAAUCUGUCCCCGCGUGCCACAUUGAGGAAGCUGCUGGGUCAGGCCAAGACCAUCUUGACCAAGGAUCAGGCUGUGCUUCCCGCCAAACGCAAGCAGGAUCUGCGUGGAUUUCAGAAGGCCGUCCGUCGUGUGCUGUCUCGCUCCGAAUCGAGCACCGUCCUGACCGACAACCUGGAGGCCCAAUUCUCCGAGCUGACUCUGCUGCUCAAGGCCAAGAAGAGGCCGUCGAAGAAGACUGAGGAGGAAGUCAAGGCGGAGGAGACUACACCUGCUGAAAGCUCGGCAACCGCCACCGAUGCCACCGAUGCCACCGAUGCCACCAAAGCCACCAAAGCCACCGAAACCACUCCCAGGGAAGCUAUCAAGGCCGCAUCUGAGGCGGACAGCGAAGCACAGCCCGACGACGAGCUGUCCGAGGCGUUCCGCCAGGCUGCCCAAAACCCCGAACGGGAUGUGGAUACCUCUCUGCUGAGUGAGGAGCAGUUCAACAUUCUCCGUCGCGCACUGGUCCAGAUGCGUGAUAACCCGAUCGACCAUUCGAAGCCGUAUGCCACGCCCUGGCGGCCACGGGACUACAUGAAUUGCUUUGCCACGAUCCCGCGGUAUCUGGAGGUGCACCCCAAGGUCUGCGCGGCCGUGUACCUGCGACACCCGGUGGUUCGUCCCGGAGCGUCGGAGAUCCCAUCGCCCUUUGCGACCUCCACGGGCGACCUGGCAUUCACCUGGUACCUGAGACGGCGGUAGACGCCCGAAUCCCUUGUAUUAAUUAGUGUCCUCGUGCGUUUGGUUUGCGUUUCUCUUCGCUGUUCUGCGGGCAUGUUCCACAGUCUUAUAUUACUGGGUCGCUGGUAUGGUUGUUUGUUAGAUCUCCUGCAUUAGGGCCACCGUCAUAUUGCACCGGUGUUGGAGCUGGGAUGAGCACAAUGUAAAUCAAUGAAAUAUAUCCUUUUUCUCCUGUGUUAUCCUAUCUCUGCCUGGUCGACCUGGAUCGUGUGAAUCUAU